Molecule: messenger RNA, 5154 nt
Organism: Xiphias gladius (swordfish)
Lineage: Eukaryota; Metazoa; Chordata; Actinopteri; Istiophoriformes; Xiphiidae
Gene: gja3
Product: gap junction protein, alpha 3
Exons: 3
Coding region: 502-1929 (475 amino acids)
Biological process (GO): cell communication
Cellular component (GO): connexin complex
Source: RefSeq, a predicted model, not a curated record
CUCAUGCAUGGUCACACAAUGUGACAGUCCAGACAUGGCUGGAAACGGGAGGCAGCUCCGUUUAACCGAGCCCCAUCUCCGACUCCAAGCCGCCUCCAAAAACUAACAACAACAAAGGAGAACUCCUCUUUGCGCAAGUGAACGGGGCCCGGGACAGACAGCCAGACAGACCGCGCGCCUGGGGAAGUUUGUGCAUGAGUGGGUUUGCGUGGCAGCAUUUAAAAAAGAGUUUGUCGAGCUGUCAGGGGGGCGACAGGUUGCGCGUUUGGGAUCAGGGAGACAGAGAGGGGGUCGUUGCAGCCGCGGGAGGUCCUUCACGCUCUUUCAGCGCGCUCAGAUGAUGGCACCGGUGAUGGCACAUGGAUUUGCCUUUCGUAUUUAAGUAUGACAUCUCCGGUCUAAAGGUGUCAUACAUAUUGUGAACCCCAGUCGAUGGAUUUAUUACCCUUACUACAAGAAUAUUUUACCUGUACUUUCUCCAUAGGCUAGAAAUCUUGAAGCAUGGGCGACUGGAGCUUUCUGGGGCGGCUGUUGGAGAACGCUCAGGAGCACUCAACGGUCAUCGGCAAGGUCUGGCUGACCGUCCUCUUCAUCUUCAGGAUCCUGGUGCUGGGGGCCGCGGCCGAAGAGGUCUGGGGCGAUGAGCAGUCUGACUUCACCUGCAAUACCCAACAGCCCGGUUGCGAGAACGUUUGCUAUGACGAGGCCUUCCCCAUUUCGCACAUCCGCUUCUGGGUGCUGCAGAUCAUCUUCGUGUCCACGCCGACUCUCAUCUACCUGGGGCACGUGCUGCACAUCGUCCGCAUGGAGGAGAAGCGAAAAGAGAAGGAGGAGGAGGUGCGCAAAGCAAACAAGCUCCAAGAGGAGAAAGAACUCCUUUAUAGAAACGGUGGAGAAGUUGAAGGAAGUGGAGGUGGCAAGAAGGAGAAGCCGCCAAUCAGGGACGAGCAUGGCAAAAUCCGUAUCAGAGGUGCAUUGCUGCGUACCUAUGUGUUCAACAUUAUUUUCAAGACCCUGUUUGAAGUGGGAUUCAUUUUGGGCCAGUAUUUCCUCUAUGGCUUCCAGCUGAGGCCCCUGUACAAGUGUGCACGUUGGCCCUGCCCCAACACCGUUGACUGCUUCAUAUCGAGGCCCACGGAAAAGACAAUUUUUAUUAUAUUUAUGCUUGUGGUGGCUUGCGUGUCUCUUUUGCUGAAUUUGUUAGAGAUCUAUCACCUUGGAUGGAAGAAAGUUAAACAGGGCAUGAAAAACGAGUUUGCCCCCGACCACGGGUCGAUGCGCCGCGUCGACAUCGCAGAGCCUGAGUGUUUGGCCUCGGCCUCCAGAACUGCCCCAUCCAGCCUCAGCUACCCUCCCAACUACACAGAUGUUACGGCAGGGAGCAGGGCGUUCCUGCCGGCCCUGGGGCCGGCAACCGUGCCCUCGGCAGCAGAGUUCAAGAUGGAUGACCUCCAGCAAGAGGAGUCCCUCCGUCAGCCCUCCCCCUCUUCCCACUACUACAUCAGCAACAACAACAACCACCGGCUGGCCACGCAGCAGAACUGGGCCAAUCUGGCCACCGAGCAGCAGACUCGGGAGAUGAAGGCCACCUCCCUUUCCCCAACCUCUUCCUCCGCCGGCACCGACAACGAGCCGCAGCAGCAGCAGCCCGUCGACGCUGCACUGCUCCUUCCCACCAGCAACACCACCAGUAACACCAACAUCACCAACACGACCGCCACUGCCGCCUCCAGCAGCAGCAGCCCCGGCACUGCCUCCAACGCAGGCAGCUGGGGCGGGGGGAAGAGCGAGCAUGAGGAAGGCAACGUCACCACCACCACGGUGGAGAUGCACGAGCCUCCGGUAACGGUCAACACAGACCCUCGGCGGCUCAGUCGGGCCAGCAAGAGCAGCAGCAUCAGGGCCAGGCCGAGCGACCUGGCGGUCUAAAUCUCUUCAGCCCUUUCGUGUCCCUGAACCCUCCCUGACCAACAGCCCGCUUCCCUCGACCGCACCUCCAAACACAGUGAUUUUCAGACGGAAAAAUCACAUUCAUGCAUAGGAAAAGAAAAAGAAAAAAAAAAAAACAAAAAAAAAAACAAAAAAAAAAAACAAAACAAAACAAAAAACUAAACGAAAGAAGGCAAGGGCGAGGCGACAAGAGACAGGAAAGCAGGAUGGAAAAUCAAAAAGGUUUAGGCAAAUGUGAAAUGACUUGAUCAGCAGCAGCUGUUGAUUUAGUGCAAUCGGUGAGUUGCAGAGUAGUUGUUUUUUUUUUUUGAUGGUCUUAAUUUAUGCACACAAAACGUGAUUAUGCAGUGCUAUGAAAUCAGAAGGCUCCGCUCACAGCGGUGGAUGGAGCGAAGGACAUUGUAAUGUUAUAAUUUUGCAUCAAAAUGGACUCACCAUCGUGUUUGGUUUGGAGGGGGAGAUCUCGUGGUGUUUCUCUAUUCUUUUCCUUCAUUUUGUUGAGCCUAAAGGACUUUAAUUAUUCCGAAUGAAAAUGAUCAUUUGUCAAAGCAAUGACUGAAUUUUUUUAAUCUGGAGGAAGCACAGGUAACUGGCAUUGUUGUACAGAUCAGUUAAACGAUGUGCAGCCAGAUAAUUUGCUCCUAUAUCUUGUUCAUCAUUUUUAUCUGGUUUCGCAGUGAAAUUGGCAGCGCAAACCUGCACGGCGCGUCGCACUGCGCUGCAACAGCUUUCUUCCAGCGUUUGACCUGUGACCUGGAAAGUCUUUCUGCUGCGGCGCUUCCUGAACCUUACGAAACAAACACCUGCUGUGUUUGGAAGUCAUUUAAUCAACAAACAUGACAUGUAUUGUGUUCCCUGUAGUCGCGCAUGCCAGCAUGUGUAGCCCUGCAACUCACCGAUUCACUGACCAUUCGCGCGGCGAAGUUGGCCAGCUUGGUUUUACCCAGCGCUUCCUGCAGAGACGUUAAAUACUGCGAUUGAGAUGGAAUGGAUAGGAACGGACUGAUAUUCCCGGGGUCCGCAGAAUUCAAAGACGUAGACGCAGUGUGGACGGAACAUGGGUCCACGCUGCUGGUAGAAGUCAUCCCCGCGAUGCCCAGAAUGCACCUGGGCCACUUCCAACACUCAACACACAGAGAUCCAAAACGUUCCCAUCAUACCGCGAGUUUACAAAAAAAAGGAAAAUAGGAGCAGAGUCCCUUACGCCUGCCUCUGUCAGUGUCGCCUUCAGUCAGCAUGUCUGAAAAGAAAAAUGCUCUCCACUAACUGCACAAAUGACAAGAUACUGCCUUCGAAGAAUCUUGAAAAUAUUAUGCAAAUACACGACAGCCACCAUCUGAUAUAAAAAAAGUAACGAUAUUCUCCUUGUUCAUUCAGACGAACGACCUCCCAGAGCUCUUUGGUUAGACUUGACACAGCUAAUUUUUUAUAGUUAGACUGUUGGCAUACAUUUUUGCCCUUAAACCCACAACCCCCCUUUUCAAUCAUCACACCAAAGAGCACCUCUGGGAGUUAAACGACUUUCAACGUCACACAUUUCAUGUGCUUCUUCACUGGUUUUAUUCUGAAAAGUGCUAUUUUUUAAAAACUGAAUUGAAUUUUACUCAUAAAUUGCAUAAUUGUAGUAGUCGGUUUGUGAUUGCGAAACAGCUACGAUUUAAAAAAAAAAGAAAAAAAAAAAAAAAAAAGACAAAGCGACCGGCGUUGAGAGUAUUGAAACGCCAUGGUGCAGUCGACCUUGACAGGCUUCUAUUUUGUUGUGUUCAUCUUGAUUCUUAGAGAUCUUUAGAAACCCAAACCUUUAACUGAAUCCAUCAGCAGUCACAGUCCUCUGUCUCUGUACUGUUACUGUGCUGUUUGGUUCAUUCACAACCCAGGCACUCACUUUCAAAAAGAUUUUUUUUUUUUUUUUUUUUUUUUUUUUUUUUUUACAACAACCUUAAUUCACUGUAUUAUCCUGUGAAUUCACCUCUAGGGCAGGGUUGCUGGUACGCAGUGACGCUGUGUGAAAACUCAACAAUCUGCAUUGGACAUAUUGCACUCACAGGGCGGAACAACACGAUGAAAUACAAACAUGUUUGUGCACAGUAUUGUAUAGAAACGAUACUUUUCCGGCAGUUAAUGUGCAGGUUAAUACACUGGAAUAAGAACAAUGUAAAGUGGUACCAGUUUUUUUUUUUUUUUUUUUUUUUUUUUUAGGGGGGGAGGGGUUUACAAAAUUAUGGUACUGUAUGGUGUAAGAGUAUCCGUACCCAUAUAGCUAUAAUGUUUCAGACUGUUUCUUCCUUCAGUUGCUUAAACGACAUUUAGUGCAAACAGAAACACAAAGAGGAAAACAUACACUUACACAACGCAUAGGUAAAAGCAGCCUUUCCCAAUCCAUGUUUCUUGUUCAAAAUGACAACAAAAAAAAAAACCAAAACCAAAAAAAAAAACAAAACCCCUUUGUUAUCUGCAUUUGUUUUUGAUUCCUAAAGUUUACAUUUUGGUAGUUGAUAAAGAUUUGCACAUUUAGGAAAGAAAAUUGCUGUUUUACAAUGCUAAUAUUGGUAGUCAUAGACGGAGAGAGAAAGAGAGAGAGAGAGAGAGAGAGAGAGAGAGCGAACGUGACGUCAAACUGCCAAUCACUAUGAUCCUCAAAGGAAAAAAAAUGUCUUAAAACCAAAACGCAGUGGCUCUUCACAGAAAAGGCAGUAUUAGAAAAAGAAACUGUUAAUUAUCUCAAGCUCAGAUAAUGAAGAGUUUGAAGAUUUAAAAAAAACGAAAAACCAGCAGCGAGAGAGAGAAAAAAACAGUUGGGGUAUUUUUCUGUGUCCACUCAGUAUGUUCUCACAGACCGGUCGGGACUCUGGUUAGACGUCGUAUCAGACGACUCCACUGUCGAGACAGUGUUUGCUGGGUAGCUGGCCCUUCCCCUAACCCUGCACACGAAGCCCUGACAGGAUGUUGUGUUCAAAGCCCGUCGUCCCCGUGACUCCUCCAAACUCUCUCCUCUUACGUUUCAUGCAGAGCAUGAUUUCUCUGGCUCGUCAGGGAGUAGGAACCAUCUCACAAUGCUCAGAACAGCAGCCUGUUUUCAAUGCUGUCUUAAACAAGAGAAGUGCCUUGUGUAUGAAUGAUUCUUUUGUAAGAACAAGUUGAUGUAAAUGUUCAUUUACCUCAAAUGUUUACAAAACUGUUACUAAAUAAAUUUUUUGUACCAUA